Messenger RNA from Wasmannia auropunctata (little fire ant), 467 nucleotides. RefSeq lists its product as uncharacterized. The record is from RefSeq and is a predicted model, not a curated record. Gene Ontology annotation, biological process: mRNA splicing, via spliceosome. Gene Ontology annotation, cellular component: U2AF complex; spliceosomal complex. Lineage: Eukaryota; Metazoa; Arthropoda; Insecta; Hymenoptera; Formicidae. Bases 114 to 446 code for a protein of 110 amino acids. The transcript has 2 exons. Gene Ontology annotation, molecular function: pre-mRNA 3'-splice site binding; metal ion binding.
UAGGCAAUACAGCCGCCAUUUUAACGUCAAUCGGUGCGUGAUGUUCGGCAAGUUUUGAUGAUUGUGUGAAUAACAAAUCUCGGAGCAAUCUCAUAUUCGGGAGGACGUGAGUCAUGGCGGAGUAUUUAGCAUCUAUCUUCGGUACCGAGAAGGACAAAGUAAAUUGCUCCUUUUACUUUAAAAUCGGCGCCUGCCGUCACGGCGACCGAUGCUCACGUAUCCACAACAAACCUACAUUUAGUCAGGUAUGUAUUAUAGCGAUUUCGGCUGAGAUGUACCGAUUGCACAUUUCGGGUGUUGUGUGUUCGGCUGGUCGAAUGAUGCAGUCUCUCGCCAGUAAAGCGGCGUCUACAAUGAGACUUAAAGACUUAAGAUUUAAGAAAAUUGACCAAUUACAAUCGAUUAUCAAGAGACACGGCAGUCUUGGUCAAGUAUUUAACUACUAAAAAAAUUGUAUACAUAUUAAU